Molecule: messenger RNA, 506 nt
Organism: Pan troglodytes (chimpanzee)
Lineage: Eukaryota; Metazoa; Chordata; Mammalia; Primates; Hominidae
Product: dynein light chain Tctex-type 1-like
Exons: 2
Coding region: 73-423 (116 amino acids)
Biological process (GO): microtubule-based movement
Cellular component (GO): cytoplasm; cytoplasmic dynein complex
Molecular function (GO): dynein intermediate chain binding
Source: RefSeq, a predicted model, not a curated record
GAUGUGGGGCGGAGCCUGAGCGUGCCUGCGUGGCACCACUCGGGGAAGCGGAGGCUAUUCCCUGGAGGAAGGAUGGGAGACUAUCAGGCUGUGGAGGAGACUGCCUUUAUUGUUGAAGUGAGCAACACUGUAAAAGAGGCUGUAGAAAGUGUAAUUGGGGCUGGGCGCGUUGGUGGUAAUGCUUAUCAACACAGCAAAGUGAACCAGUGGACCACAAAUGUAGAACAAACUUUAAGCCAACUCCCCAAGCUGGGAAAACCAUUUAAAUACAUUGUGACCUGUGUAAUUAUUCAAAAGAACGGAGCUGGAUCAUACACGGCAAGUUCCUGCUUUUGGGACAGCUCUACUGACGGGAGCUACACUGUGCGAUGGGAGAAUAAGACCAUGUACUGCAUUGUCGGCGCCUUCGGACUGUCUGUUUGACCUCCCAGUCCAUCCUAUAACCUUUCUGCUUUUGUCUCUAGUUCAUCUUCUAACCACCAGCCAUGAAUUCAAUGAACUCCUUU